ACAUCACAAACGCUUGCCGCUCUAGGACCCCGAACUCGUUCUCCUUAGCCCCUUGGGCUCCGCAGGAGGUGGAGAGGCUGCGGGAGAGUCUGACGGGGCCCCUGAUACAGAAACUCGAAGCCAGGCAAAAGUUUCUCUUGGGGGGGGGGAAAAGAGCGGAAUCCCUUGGAGGGCUCAGUCCUGCAGCCCCAGAAAUGGUCCCGUGAAGGAAAAGGCAUCUGGAGACCCACCAGAGUCCUUGGAGCCAUUUGCAGUUGCUCUGCAGGACAGAGAAAGGAUGGAGACACAACCUUUUGGAAAGGAGGGAAGCAGAAAAGGCCCUUCAGCUGCUCAGCCUGGGAAGUGGGGGAAGCUCUGGACGAGGACCCGGCUCUGGACGAGGACCCGGCAGGAGAUCCUGGAGGAGGAAACCAUCCUCCCUUCAGAAGUUCAGCCCUGGAAUGUCAUCCAAUACCAGGACGCUGAGGGUCCCCGAGGCCUUUGCAGACGACUCCAUGACUUUUGUAGGCGAUGGCUGAGACCAGAAAAGCACACCAAAGCCCAGAUGCUGGACCUGGUGGCUUUGGAGCAGCUCCUGUUCCUUCUGCCCCCAGAGAUGGAGGGCUGGGUGCGGGAGUGUGGAGCAGAGACCAGUUCCCAGGCAGUGGCCCUGACUGAAGGCUUCCUCCUGAGCCACGUGGAGGAGCAGGUCGAGUUGCAGGGCUGCACUGUGGAGAUCAGAGAUCCUGACAGAAAGAAGAAUUCAUCCAAUCCCCCUCAGAAGCUAUUUUUCAAGAGGAUCCCUUGGGAAGAUCAAAGUCUGGACACUUCAGGAGAGAAAGAAAGAAUGAAGUUUUCUAGUUUUUAUGAUGGCGCUCAAACAGUGGUUGAACCUCCAAAUCAAGAGAGUCUUGUGUCCUUUGAGGAGGUGGCUGUGUAUUUCUCUGAGGAGGAAUGGUCUCAGCUGGAUCCUGACCAAAAAGCGCUGCAUUCGGAAGUCAUGCUUGAAAACUAUAGGAAUGUGGUCUCUCUCGGUAAUAAUGGGCAGGAGAAUCAAGAUUCCUGUGGACUGUUCCAAGUGAUCAAUGCUAAAGAUGGAAUGGAGAACUUUGGAAUUCGAAUGGAAAAGAUCCACACGGGCGAAAAACCAUUUAAAUGCAUGGAUUGUGAGAAAACCUUUACUCAUCGUGGUCAUCUUAUUUGCCAUAAGAUGAUCCACACAGGGGAGAAGCCAUAUAAAUGCAUGGAGUGUGGAAAGACCUUUGCUCGAAGAGGUGAUUUUAUUUCCCAUCAGAUGAUCCACACAGGGAAGAAGCCGUAUAAAUGCAUGGAGUGUGGAAAGACAUUUUCUAAAAGAGGUAAUCUUAUUACCCACAAGAUGAUACACACAGAUACAGAAACUGGAAGCCAUUUGAAAUCUUUGCAAACUAAACUUUCCUCUUGGGGAAAAAAAAAGAGCGGAAUAACUUGGAGGAAUCAAUCCUGCAACACCAGAAAUGGUCCCGUGAAGGAAAAGGCAUCUGGAGACCCACCAGAGUCCUUGGAGCCAUUUGCAGUUGCUCUGCAGGACAGAGAAAGGAUGGAGACACAACCUUUUGGAAAGGAGGGAGCCGGAAAAGGCCCUUCAUCUGCUCAGCCUGGGAAGGGGAGGAAAUUCUGGACAAGGACUGGGCAGGAGAUCCUGGAGGAGGAAACCAUCCUCCGUUCAGAAGUUCAGCCCUGGAACUUCAUCCAGUACCAGGAGGCUGAGGGUCCCCGAGGACUUUGCAGACGACUCCAUGACUUUUGUAGACAAUGGCUGAGACCCGAAAAGCACACCAAAGCCCAGAUGUUGGACCUGGUGGUUCUGGAGCAGCUCCUGGCUCUUCUGCCCCCAGAGAUGGAGGGCUGGGUGCAGGAGUGUGGAGCAGAGACCAGCUCCCAGGCGGUGGCCCUGGCGGAAGGCUUCCUCCUGAGCCAGAUGGAGGAGCAGAAGGAGGAGGUCGAGUUGCAGGGCUGCACUGUGGAGAUCAGAGAUCCUGAGGGAAAGAAGAAUCCAUCAAAUCCCCCUCAGAAGCUAUUUUUCAGGAGGAUCCCUUGGGAAGAUCAAAGUCCGGACACGUCAGGAGAGAAACAAAGAAGGAAGUUUUCUGCUUUUUACGAUGGAGCUCAAACUGUGAUUGAACCUCCAAAUCAAGAGAGCUGUGUGUCCUUCGAGGAGGUGGCUGUGUAUUUCUCUGAGGAGGAGUGGUCUCAGCUGGAUUCUGACCAAAAAGCGCUGCAUUCGGAAGUCAUGCUUGAAAACCAUAGGAACGUAGUCUCUCUGGCUAAUAAUGGGCAGGAGAAUCAAGAUUCCUGUGGACUGUUCCAAGUGAUCAAUGCUAAAGAUGGAACGGAGAACUUUGGAAUUCGAAUGGAAUUCGAAAGCCAUGAGAGAAGCCAGUCAAAUAAUUGGAAUCAGGAAAGCUCAUCUUCCACUGAUGCCCAACAAGAGAAAAUAAGGAAAAAAUAUAUUGGGAAAAGUGUGAAGCUAAUCAAAGAUAAAUCACAUGUAAACGAACACCAUUUAACCCAAAACAAAGGAGAAGAUGCUAUAAAACACAACGGACAAAACUACAAUGGGACAUUCAUUCAUUCUCUUGGAAAUAACUUUCUUAGAUCUCAAAAAGUGAUUCACAGAAAAACGGAUCCUUAUAAACGUUUGGAAUCUGGAAAACAUUUUAGAACAAGUGGGCAACUUUCUUCCCAUGAAAAGAUUCACACUGGGGAGAAACGGUGUUCAGAAGUACCUGUAGCCCAUGCAGCCCAAUCCCUCCAGGCAGCACGAGAGAAACCAUAUAAAUGCAUGGAGUGUGGGAAAACCUUUAUUCAUAGCAAUGGACUUAGAAACCACAAAGCGAUCCAUACAGGAGAGAAACCAUAUAAAUGCAUGGAGUGUGGAAAGACCUUUGUUCUGAACAAAAGACUUACUGUGCACAAAAAGAUCCACACAAGAGAAAAAUCAUUUAAAUGCAUGGAGUGUGAGAAAACCUUUACUUAUCGUGCUUGUUUUAUUUCCCAUAAAAUAAUCCACACAGGGGAGAAGCCGUAUAAAUGCAUGGAGUGUGGAAAGACCUUUGCUCGAAGAGGUGAUUUUAUUUCCCAUAAGAUGAUCCACACAGGGAAGAAGCCGUAUAAAUGCAUGGAGUGUGGGAAAACCUUUAUUCAUAGCAAUGGACUUAGAAACCACAAAACAAUCCACACAGGAGAGAAACCAUAUAAAUGCAUGGAAUGUGGAAAGACCUUUGCUCUGAGCAAAAGACUUGCUGUGCACAAAAAGAUCCACACAGGGGAAAAACCAUUUAAAUGCAUAGAAUGUGGAAAGACCUUUCUUCAAAGAGGUCAUCUUAUUUCCCAUCAGAUGAUCCACACAGGGGAGAAACCAUAUAAAUGCAUGGAGUGUGGAAAGACCUUUCCUCGAAGAUUUAAUCUUAUUUCCCAUAAGAUGAUCCACACAGGGGAGAAGCCAUUUAAAUGCAUGGAGUGUGGAAAGACCUUUGCUAAACGCAGUUAUCUUGCUUCCCAUAAAAUGAUCCACUCGGAAGAGAAACCAUUUAAAUGCAUGGAGUGUGGAAAGAUGUUUACUAAGAACAGUGCUCUUACUUCUCAUAAGAUGAUCCACACAGGGGAGAAACCAUAUAAAUGCAUGGAGUGUGGGAAGACCUUUUCUCGAAGAGGUAAUCUUAUUUCCCAUAAGAUGAUCCACACAGGGGAGAAGCCGUAUAAAUGCAUGGAGUGUGGAAAGAUGUUUGCUCAAGGCAGUUAUCUUGCUUCCCAUAAAAAGAUCCACUCAGAAGAGAAGCCAUUUAAAUGCAUGGUGUGUGGAAAGACGUUUACUAAGAGCAGUACUCUUACUGCUCAUAAGAUGAUCCACACAGGGGAGAAACCAUAUAAAUGCAUGGAGUGUGGAAAGACCUUUCCUCGAAGAUUUAAUCUUAUUUCCCAUAGGAUGAUCCAUACAAGGGAUAAGCCAUUUAAAUGCAUGGAUUGUGGAAAGACCUUUGCUCAACACAGUUAUCUUGCUUCUCAUAAAAAGAUCCACUCAGAAGAGAAACCAUUUAAAUGCAUGGAGUGUGGAAAGACGUUUACUAAGAGCAGUGAACUUAGUUGCCACAAAAAGUUGCAUACAGAGGAAAAGCUAUAUAAAUGCAUGGAAUCUGGAGAGAGCUAUACUCAGAAUUGUCAUUUUACUUCUCACAAAAGGAUCCACACUCGGGAGAAAGUAUAUAGUAAUAGCAAUUCUACUUUAGACUUACAUACUAGUCCACAAAGCUUUAUAGCAGCCUUUGAGCAGUUUACAAAGUCACCAUAUUGUCCCCAGGAAUCUGGGUCCUCAUUUUACUGCUGUGAUGUGGCAGGUGGUGUGUCCAGAGGGCUGGAUCACAUGUCUCCACAAACCCUGCACCUCUGUCUUCAUCUGUUGAUGGUGCUGCUGCUACAAGGUGUAGUCGAGCAGGAGUGGUGCCAAGCCAUGGCCACUGUCCGCUUGACCCCCGUCAUCCAACCUGGUUCUCCAGCUUUGUUGCACACACUCCGCAAGCAAAGAGAGACAGUGGGACAGCAGCUGGGAAUAAUGGAGCUUUUCAUUCCUCACCUCAGAAGCAAGGGGAAGGAAGAGGGAAAGGAGAGCAGUUGUGGUUUUGAGAACGUGGCACGGAAGCAAGGGGAAUCCCGUAAAUUUUCGCGGAAUCCACUAGGGGGCGCCUUCUGCCAAGAGAAGGGAACUCCAGACGCUUCCCCAUUGGGCCACUGGAGGGCGAAAGACACGGCUGCCUUUCACUCCGCAAUCGCUCUCCUUAACCCCCGGGGCUCCGCAAGAGGUGGGGGGGAGGUUGCGGGAGAGUCUGGCGGGGGCAGAUCCAGACGUGCCCCGGAUACAGAAACUCGAAGCCAGGCAAAAGUUUCUCUUGGGGGAAAAAAAAAGAGCGGAAUCCCUUGGAGGGAUCAGUCCUGCAGCCCCAGAAAUGGUCCCGUGAAGGAAAAGGCAUCUGGAGACCCAUCAGAGUCCUUGGAGCCAUUUGGAGCUGCUCUGCAGGACAGAGAAAGGAUGGAGACGCAACCUUUUGGAAAGGAGGGAAGCGGAAAAGGCCCUUCAGCUACUCAGCCUGGGAACUGUGGGGAGAUCUGGACAAGGACUGGGCAGGAGAUCCUGGAGGAGGAAACCAUCCUCCCUUCAGAAGUUCAGCCCUGGAAGUUCCUCCAAUACUGGGAGGCUGAAGGUCCCCGAGGACUUUGCAGCCGACUUCAUAUCUUUUGUAGACGAUGGCUGAGACCAGAUAAGCACACCAAAUCCCAGAUGCUGGAUCUGGUUGUUCUGGAGCAGCUCUUGUUCCUUCUGCCCCCAGAGAUGGAGGGCUGGGUGCGGGAGUGUGGAGCAGAGACCAGCUCCCAGGUGGUGGCCCUGGCGGAAGGCUUCCUCCUGAACCAGGCGGAGGAGCAGAAGGAGCAGGUCGAAUUGCAGUGCUGCACUGUGGAGAUCAGAGAUCCUGAGAGAAAGACAAAUCCAUCAAAUCCCCCUCAGGAGCUAUUUUUCAGGAGGAUCCCUUGGGAAGAUCAAAGUCAAGACACUUCAGGAGAGAAACAAAGAAUGAAGUUUUCUGCUUUUUACGAUGGAGCUCAAGCUGUGAUUGAACCUCCAAAACAAGAGAGUCUUGUGUCCUUCGAGGAGGUGGCUGUGUAUUUCUCUGAGGAGGAAUGGUCUCAGCUGGAUCCUGACCAAAAAGCGCUGCAUUCGGAAGUCAUGCUUGAAAACCAUAGGAACGUGGUCUCUCUGGGUAAUAGUGGGCAGGAGAAUCAAGAUUCCUGUGGACUGUUCCAAGUGAUCAAUGCUAAAGAUGGAACGGAGAACUUUGGAAUUCGAAUGGAAUUCAAAAGCCAUGAGAGAAGCCAGUCAAAUAAUUGGAAUCAGGAUAGCUCAUAUUCCACUGAUGCUCCGAUGCAAGACUUUCUUGCCCAACAAGACAAAAUAAGGAAAAAAUACGUUGGGAAAAGUAUGAAAAGUGUAAAUGAACACAAUUUAACCCCCCAAAAAGGAAAAGAUGCUAUAAGACACAGCGGACAAAAUUACAAUGGGACAUUCAUUCAUUCUCUUGGAAAUAACUUCCUUACAUCUCAAAAAUUGAUUCACGCAAAAAAGGAGCCUUAUGAAUGUUUGGAAUCUAGAAAACAUUUUAGAACAAGCAGUCAACUUACUUCCCAUGAAACAAUUCACAAUGGGGAGAAACUGUGUUCAGAAUCCCCUGUAGCCCAGUCCCUCCAAGCAGCAGGAGAGAAACCCUAUAAAUGCAAUCAGUGUGGAAAGACCUUUGCUCAAUGCAGUUAUCUUGCUUCCCAUAAAAGGAGCCACACAGGAGAUAAGCCAUUUAAAUGCACAGAGUGUGGAAAGACCUUUGCUCAAAGAGGUAAUCUUAAAUCCCAUAAGAUGAUACACACAGGGGAGAAGCUGUAUAAAUGCAUGGCAUGUGGAAAAACCUUUAUUCAUAGCAAUGGACUUAGAAAGCACAAAACGAUCCACACAGGGGAGAAGCCAUUUAAAUGCCUGGAGUGUGGAAAGACCUUUGCUCAACGCAGUUAUCUUGCUUCCCAUAAAAAGAUCCACACAGUAGAAAAGCCAUUUAAAUGCAUGGAGUGUGGAAAGAUGUUUGCUCAACGCAGUUAUCUUGCUUCCCAUAAGAUAAUCCACACAGGGGAGAAGCCGUAUAAAUGCAUGGACUGUGGAAAGACCUUUCCUCGAAUUGGUAAUCUUAUUUCCCAUAAGAUGAUCCACACAGGGGAGAAGCCGUAUAACUGCAUGGAGUGUGGAAAGACCUUUGCUCAACGCAGUUAUCUUGCUUCCCAUAAAAAGAUCCACUUAGAAGAGAAACCAUUUAAAUGCAUUGAGUGUGGAAAGACGUUUACUAAUAGCAGGGCUCUUACUUCUCAUAAGAUGAUCCACACAGGGGAAAAACCAUAUAAAUGCAUAGAGUGUGGAAAGACCUUUCCUCAAAGAGGUAAUCUUAUUUCCCAUAAGAUGAUCCACACAGGGGAGAAACCAUAUAAAUGCAUGGAGUGUGGAAAGACCUUUGCUCAUAGAAGUAAACUUAAUUCCCAUAAGAUGAUCCACACAGGGGAGAAGCCAUACAAAUGCAUGGAGUGUGGAAAGACCUUUCCUCGAAGAGGUAAUCUUAUUUCCCAUAAGAUGAUCCACACAGGGGAGAAGCCGUAUAAAUGUAUGGAGUGUGGAAAGACCUUUGCUCAACGCAGUUAUCUUGCUUCCCAUAAAAAGAUCCACUCAGAAGAGAAACCAUUUAAAUGCAUGGAGUGUGGAAAGAUGUUUACUAAGAGUAGUGCGCUUAUUUCUCAUAAGAUGAUCCACACAGGGGAGAAACCAUUUAAAUGCAUGGAGUGUGGAAACACGUUUGCUCAGAGCAGUGGACUUACUAAUCACAGAAAGAUCCACACAGGGGAAAAGCCAUUUAAAUGCAUGCAGUGUGGAAAGACGUUUGCUCAACGCCGCUAUCUUGUUUCCCAUAAAAUGAUCCACACAAGAGAAGCCGUAUAAAUGCAUGGAGUGUGGAAAGAUGGAAGCCAUAGACCCAAGCGAGUCUGUGGAAUGGAAAUACCAGAGUGUGCUCCGCAGCCAGAUCUUAGAGCGGCUACCUGAGAAUUUAUGACUAAAAAUUUCUCUACAUUUUGAUUAUUAAUUUUAAAAGAUAUAAUGGGAAAUUGUGAAUGGAGUAAGCGAUUCUACCUAUCUAUGACCGGAUCGAGACUUCGCUCUUGAAAGAGAGAUAUUUUAUUUGUUAUGUUGGAAAAAAUAAAAAAUAUUUUGCAAAAAACAAAACAAAA
This is a messenger RNA of Pantherophis guttatus, 7824 nucleotides long. Lineage: Eukaryota; Metazoa; Chordata; Lepidosauria; Squamata; Colubridae. The record is from RefSeq and is a predicted model, not a curated record.